AUGCAGUUCACCGCCGUCAUCUUCGCUGGCCUCGCUGCCAUUGCUGCCGCCAACCCAAUCGCUGGCAACCAGCCACAGUCAUACGGCAUCUCCGGUGCUGGCCAGUCUGGUGCCGGCCAAUCAUCUGAGGGUGAUGCUGCAGGCAUCUGCACUGCUCUCUACACGCCUCAGUGCUGCCAGGCCAGCAUCCUCGGCAUUGCUGACCUCGCUUGCACCCCACCAUCCCUCUCCGUCAACUCCAAGCAGACCCUCGUUGACGACUGUGCCAACACUGGUGCCACUGCUCAGUGCUGUGUCCUGCCAAUCGCUGGCCAGGCUCUCCUCUGCUACGACCUUUAG
Molecule: messenger RNA, 339 nt
Organism: Fulvia fulva
Lineage: Eukaryota; Fungi; Ascomycota; Dothideomycetes; Mycosphaerellales; Mycosphaerellaceae
Exons: 3
Coding region: 1-339 (112 amino acids)
Cellular component (GO): extracellular region
Source: RefSeq, a predicted model, not a curated record